This is a messenger RNA of Seminavis robusta, 600 nucleotides long. The record is from the annotation of a GenBank genome assembly. Lineage: Eukaryota; Bacillariophyta; Bacillariophyceae; Naviculales; Naviculaceae.
AUGAAUAAACGUUCUAGCCAUGAUGUUCGUCAACAGCAAGACCGACAACGACAAACAAGCAACCAUCGUGAUGACUGUGAAAGUGCGUCCGGUACCAAGACAAUGGACGGUAUGGACCAACCAAACCUUGCUCAUCAAAAAGCCAGCAAUCCUGAUACAAAUUGCUUUGAUGAAGUCCAGUUCCCCGAGGACAGGUACAUGAACGUUGCCAGUGGUAUCCAGCCAUUGCCGACCCCUGACCCACCCUCACUCCAUCGAGCGCGAAGGGUCAGAGAAGAGGAACCAGGGGCCUACGCUGUGGCUGGGAUUAGACCCAUCUUUCAUCGCCCGACAACCAAUGAUAGACCAUCAACUGUAGGGGCACCCAACACGGAUAUGCCAGGAUUGGAAAUGAUUCCUGUGACCCCACAUGUUGCAAAUCUGAUGGUCUUGUCCAUGCUGAACCAAUUGAGGAAACGGAAAAUGGGGAGAUUCCAACAGCAGAACCAAUAUCAACAAGGGCAAGAAAGUUAUGGGAGAAAAAAAUGUGUCUUUCCCUCUCCCUGGAGGCAAUUGUGGUCAUGCUUGCACUUGCUAGUUUUCUUUUGGUGUUUCUCUUGA